GGACACUUUGUGUUCAGGGUCACCCUCACCACUUCAUCAAGAGAGGCAAAGAGACAGGAGAGAGUGAGGGAGACGCAGAUAGACAGACAGUGAGAGGUAAUACUGAGAGGUGAGACAGCAAGACUGAACAAGAUCUUCAAGGAGAGACACAGACAGGCAGACACAGCAGGAAGUGGGAUAUAUCCGUCCUACAGAUCUUUGACACCCAGAGGACUUCACCUGUUUCUUUAAAGAAAGCGUGCCGGUUCGGGGGUUACCAUGGAAACCAGGACGGUGAUGCAACGAGAGCAGGAGGAGCAGUCGUCCCAGAUGUCUCACAGCAUGCAACUGUCCUCCCAGAUCAAGAAGAAGACCUUCACUUCCAGCAAUGAGGAAGCCUCCUACUCCGAUUUCUUUCCCAUCAUCCCCGCUGACCUGAUGUCCGUCAAGGAGAUUCUGGGCAUGGACAACUUCCCCCGCCACAGGACAUGGGAAAUCCUGAAGGAUACUCUGGCUGAAGAGUAUCACAGAGACAAGUGGACCAGGUUUGGGAAUGAGGCUGAGAAGGUGGAGGUAGACGUGAUCAGGAACCAGCAUGCAUUACGCAGACGCGUUGACAAAAAGGCCCUUCGCAAGGAGGCAGAAAAGAAGGCAUCUGCCCACAUGAAGUACCUGGAGCGUCUGAGUCAGAAGGCCCCAGACUUUGCAGUCCCCCUGAGGGCUCACACUGUCUGGGAGGGCAUGACGGUCACACUCUCCUGUAUCGUUCAGGGCUGUCCACCCCCAAAGGUCACAUGGUAUAAGGAUGGUGUGCCACUGCGAAUGUCUGACCAACCAUGGAAUUACGGUCUUCAACAAAAAUUUGGUCUUAACUCGCUGGAGAUCAGAAGGUGCUCUCCUGAUGAUGCUGGCAAGUAUAAAGUGGUAGCCAAGAGCCCCCUGGGUGAAGCUAUGACAUUUGGAACACUUGUGGUGAACUCAUAUCAAGGAGCCGUGGCUGGUUCAGAGUAUUCGCAGACCCCCGCCUUGAAGCAUGAAACACAGUUUGGCAGCACCUUCCCCCCGACAUGGGUGACAGAGGGUGACAGCCUCACCCUGCAGUGUACCUUCAGCUCAGAUCUGCUGCCCUUCCAGCAGGUCACCUGGUUCAGAGAUGGAAUCCAGCUGCAUCCGUCUAGCAAUGUGGACAUUAAGAGAGUCGACGACAAGGCCUCCAUCACUUUAAAAGCUGCACACAAGGAGCAUGAAGGGGUUUACACGGCCCGACUGAGGACCUGGGACGACAUCCAGGAACACAGUGCUUAUGUCUAUGUUGAAGAUGCAUCAGCUGCAGUGAUAGGAGGCCCCGCCUCUCCUCUGGCGGUCAAGGUAUCUGACAUUAACAAGGACUACGUCUUCCUUACCUGGCAGCCACCCAGUGCUGAUGGAGCCUCACUUGUGGAGGGUUAUUAUGUGGAAAGAUGUGAACUCCCUCAGGGUGAGUGGGUGCGCUGCAAUGAGCAUAUUCAGAAGAUGUGCUACUACCCGGUGUUUGGGCUAAAGGAAGGAACUCUGUACCAGUUCAGAGUUCGUGCUGUUAACCAGGCCGGAGUUGGGCGUCCCUCCAAGGCUACAGAGCCCGUCCUCACUGCAGACCCCCUGAAAGACACCAGGACCAUGGUGGUCAAAGCAGGCAGAGGGAAGACGAUCACCAUCACAAAAGAUGAACUCGAAGGUCAGGUCACAGCUCCUUUCCCUCCCACAAACGUCCACGCCUGCGAGGUGAGCGACACCUACGUGGUGCUGAGCUGGACCGAGCCUGAACCCAGAGGCAAGGAGCCGCUCACCUACUGCGUGGAGCGGUCCCUGGCAGGGCAGAGCAGCUGGGAGCUGGCCAGUCUGGAUGUGGAGAUAAACUCUCCCAGGUUCCCAGUGUUUGACCUGGCCAAGGGCAAGCAGUACUGCUUCAGAGUGCGCUCCAUCAACAAGUACGGUGUCAGUGACCCCUCUGAGCCGAGCGCACCCAUCUCCUUGGGAAAUCCGCAAGCGGUGCCAGAACCACCUCACUCUGUCAUGGCCAUGAGAGACACGGACACCUCGGUGCUGCUCCAGUGGAAGGAGCCUGAAGACACAGACGCCAUCGAGGGCUACUACCUGUACUACAGUGAGAGUGGCAAACAAGACUGGAAAACCAUCAACAACAAGCCUGUUACCAAAACCAGAUUUACAGUCCACGGCCUCAAGAACCGAGGGGAAUAUGUGUUCAGGGUGAAGUCUGUGAGCCGAGCAGGAAACAGCAGCUAUUCAGACGAGUCUGCCCCCAUCCUCGUCAAAGCAGCCAUUUCUGUUCCCUCGGCUCCCUCUGCCAUCGCCCUGCUGCUGUGCACCGGAUCAGAGAUGGUGCUGGGCUGGAGGGCCCCCGCGCGUAAAGGGGGAGCCCCUGUGCGUGAAUACUAUCUGGACCAGAGGGAAAACGGCUUGGAAACGUGGAGAGAGGUCAACGUCAAGCCUGUCAAAGAGAGGCAGUUGAAGGUUUGCAACCUGACUAGUGGACACUUCUACCAAUUCCGUGUGUUUGCUGCCAACAUUGCCGGCGUCGGGAAACCCUCUGAGGCCAGCGACGCUUUCCUGUGUGAGAAGUGGACGAUGCCAGAGCCAGGUCCCCCCUAUGACGCGGAGGUCAGGGAGGUGAGAAACGACUCUCUGGUCCUGCUGUGGGCGGCUCCGUUGUACGAAGGACGGGGCCCCGUCACUGGCUAUGUGCUGGAAAUCAGCAAGGGCGACCAAUCAGACAACUGGACUGCUUUGAAUGAAGAGCCGAUCUCUGACACACAUUACAAGGUGUCAGGCCUUGAGGAGGGUCAGACCUACCGGCUCCGUGUGUCGGCUGUCAAUGAAGCUGGAGCGGGAUGUCCUUCGCUUCCUACUGAGCCAGUCACAGCUCAGACACGACCAGGCUCCAAAGACAUUGAGAUUGGAGUGGACGACGAUGGUUUCAUAUUUCUGGGCUACGAGGCCGAUGAGACGGACGACGAGAGCAAGUUUCUGUGGAACAAAGACUAUGUAGAGCCCAUCGAUCCCGAGAGAGCUCAGGCGGAAAACACGAAGAGCGGGACGGUCCUCACCUUCACAGACGCCUCCGAGGACGAUCUGGGUCUCUACACAGUUGAGAUGAGCGACAACCCAGACCUGUCGUCCAGCUACGACUUCACUGCUGAAGACCUUGAAAGACUCAAAGAACUCAGCUGGCAAGUCAGAAAUCCAUUGAUAGCUCUGAAGUCGGGAUGGCAUGUGGAGGUCUCUGAGGAAGGUGACGUACAUCUCUGGCUUCAGACUGAGAGUCUGAGUGACGAUGCUGAGCUCCGUCUCAUCUUCAACGACAAAGAAAUCACCAGCGAUCCGCACCGUAAGAUCAACUUCGACAAGGCCAAAGGUCUGGUGGAGAUCCUGUUUGACCAGCUCUCUCCGGAGGACGAGGGCUCGUACACGGCUCAGCUGAAGGACGGCCGCGCCAAGAACCAGUUCACUUUGGUCUUUGUGGAUCAAAAGUUUCGUGACACGCUGGCCCUGGCUGAUAAAAACCGACGUGAACAUCUGAGAAAGUCUGGCCCGUAUUUCCAGGAAUACUUGUCGUGGAGUGUAAAUGAGGAUUGUGAACUGAUAAUAAAGUGCAAGGUGACAAAUACAAAGAAGGACACAUCACUGAAGUGGUUUAAAGACGGCGCGGCGUUGACCCAAGUCGCGCACGACCAGUCGUCAGGGGUCAGCACACUCACCAUCCAACAGGUUACCAAGAAAGAUUCGGGUUCAUACAGAGCUGUGGUGUCAGAUGGGAGAGGAGAGGAUGUCAGCACCUUGGAGCUGCUGGGUGACGAGUAUGACAAGCUUCUCCAGCAGCUGAGUAAACAGUGUGCGUUGUCUGCCAGCCCACUGAAGAUUCAGAGCACCGCUUUAGGUUUCAAGCUCUACUGCUCACUCAAAUACUAUAUAAGCAACCUGAAGACCAGCUGGCACUUCAAGGACAAGAGGAUUGACCAGGAUACCAGGAGAAAGCCCGGUAGCAAUAUGCAGCAAGUCUGGAUUGACAUCUGUAACCCAACAGAGAAUGAUAAAGGGAAAUACACCUUGGAGAUGUUCGACGGCAAAGAGACACACAAACGGUAUCUUGACCUGUCCGGACAAGCCUUUGAUGAUGCCUUGCUGGAGCACCAGAGGUUGAAGCAAGCGGCCAUCGCUGAGAAAAAUCGGGCCAGAGUGUUAAAGGGUCUUCCUGAUGUGGUCGCCAUCAUGGAAGGGAAGUCUCUGUGUCUGACGUGCUUCAUCGACGGUGAACCGGCUCCAGAGAUCACCUGGCUCCGGAACGACAAGGAGAUUGGCAACCAGCCCCAGUUUGUCAUCACUAAGGAGCCCAAGAUCAGCACCAUCACCAUCAACGACGUCAAGAUGGCAGAUUCUGGGAAAUACAGCAUCUUUGUGCGCAACCAGUACGGCUCUGAAUCGGUCGAUGUGACCGUGAGUGUUUACAAGCACGGGGAUAAGCCUCCAGCACACGCUGUGGAGAUGGGUUUCUAUAAACCAGGCUGAGAUAUGUCUGCAUAGAGAGAGAGAGUAGAACAUGAAGGUGGAUGGAUAGAUAGGUGAUGAGAUGGAAUGAUGCUGGAUUGUUCGUGUAUUAGAAAACUCUAUUGCGAUUUGAAAAAUGUCCACUGAGGUUUUAAUGAAAAAUGUAAUCCCCUAUAGCAGUGCUUCCCAACCUUUUUCCCUUCUCCAUCAUUGAGUAAACUGAUGACCCCUGACUAAGUGACAUAUUUUAUGGAUAUUUCAUAUUAUAUUUAAUGCAUAGCAAUAACAGUAGUGAAGAACUGAUACUGUACAAUUAACAUAAAUAGUGAACGCAAUAACAGCUGGAAGUUUCUGAAAUUUGGAUGAAUUUUGAGCAGAUUAUUUGAAUAUUGCAUCAGAGAUGAGUUAUUUUUAUGAACUUUUAAUACAAUUAUCUGUCUGUGUUAUGUAUUACUCUGAAUUUUUGACAAUCAUACAUACUUAAUAGGCUUUUUUUUCAACAUAUUCAGUGUUUGGUUAUUAUUCUAUUUGCUUGUUGGUUGUUUUAACUGCGUACUUUUCUAAUGCAGGACGAGGAUGUUUAGCAGAGAGGGAAGGCUCUGUGAAUAUAUCUUGUGUUCAGGUCUUCACCGUGUCCUUAUCCUAUGAAUUUAAGUUUACAUCUUAAAUAAUUCUACAAACUUUAAAAAAUUACAAGUUAAUUUAGUUUUCUUCACAGAAAUAAAUCAAAUACUGAGAUAUCGGCCAACUGUAUAUUUUUGGAUCAAGAAGGCCUUGCGACCCUCCAUGAAGCUUUGGCAACCCGUAUUUGGGGUCGGUACCCCCAGGUUGGUAACCAGUGCCCUAUAGUCUUCAAACUGUCUAUAUCAUUUAAAAUACUAGACAGAUUUUGUCAUAAAAAUGUCAUACUCAGGCUUCUUUUGUGAUGGAGAUGCAGAAUCGCAAAGUCCUGUUAGUCAAACUCAUUUAGCUGACUUCAUGGAUGUUUGAUAUAACGAUUGUUUCUUUCUUUUAGUUAGACUGUGUAACUUUUGAAAUAAGAAAUUGCACCAAAUGACAAGUUAAAUUCAUAUGCAGUAAAAUGCACCAUUAAAGGGACAGUGUGUAGGAUAUGGUGGCAUCUAGUGAUGUGGUUGCAAAUUGUAACCGAGUACCCCUCCUCUCACUCCUCCUAAGACCGGGGUAACAUGAGUGCAAAGCCGUGGUAACACUAGGAGCAACAGAAGUCAAACAGCGGCUGGCGGUAACACGGUUUUGCACUCUGCGGCUCACGUUACCGCAAAUUAAAAAGCAUGACAGAGAACGACCGUGGCCUUCAGUUAACUUAAAAACGUGAAAGGCUCUCUCUAUAGCCAGUGUUUGUCUGUUCUGGGUUACUGUAGGAACAUGGCGGAGCAACAUGGCGGACUCUGUGAAGAGGACCAGCUCCCUAUGUAGAUAUGAAGGGC
This is a messenger RNA of Sebastes umbrosus (honeycomb rockfish), 5969 nucleotides long. It is a transcript of the gene myom3, whose product is annotated as myomesin 3. The record is from RefSeq and is a predicted model, not a curated record. The transcript has 37 exons. Gene Ontology annotation, molecular function: protein binding. NCBI's taxonomy places the organism in Eukaryota, Metazoa, Chordata, Actinopteri, Perciformes, Sebastidae. The coding region runs from base 259 to 4542 and encodes 1427 amino acids.